GUGUAUGUGCGAGAGUGUGUGCUAUGCCUGCAGUUUGCCAGACAUCAGCAGCAGGUUGAGAACAAACACGCAGAGAAGGGAAGAGAGAGAAGGAGAGAAAGAGAAAGAGAACACACAAUACUACUAACAGAACUUUAUGCAAACCUCCGUCUACCUACAAGUCAGUGGAGCGAUGUUCCCAGCUGCCAGGUCCUUGCUGUUAUGUGCUUUGUGUCAUGGGUUGGCCGUGUGGGCAUUUGCACGCAUGCCUGAUGCGGUGGAGCUGCGAUCAGCAUUUUCUGUUGCUCGCACUAACAGUAUGGAGGGUGGGCCAAAGAUGGUCGUCACCUUUGACAAGAUCUAUGUCAAUAUCGGCGGUGACUUUGAACCAAAAACAGGAUUAUUUCGCUGCCGGAUCCCUGGAGCAUACUAUUUCUCCUUCACCGUGGGGAAGUUCCCACACCGGGACCUGUCUGUGAUGCUGAUGAAGAACCGGAAUGAGGUACAGGCAAUCAUAUAUGAUGACAACGGAGGUGAGGAACGUAAGGUCCAGAGUCAAAGUGCCAUGCUGCAGCUCGACUUCGGUGACACCGUCUGGCUACGUCUCCAUGGUGAUCCACGCUAUGCAAUCUAUAGCAACACAGGGCACUACACAACUUUCAGUGGAUACAUGAUUUACCCAGAUAUAUAUACUUUCCAAGAACACAAAGAACAGAUCAGUAACGAACAAGCAACAAUAUUCGCCCACCAUACAACACAGCAAGUAGACACAGAGGGGACUUUGAGCCAAGUAAAGAAAGAAGAAGAGAUCAAUGAAGAGAGGAGGGAUGUUGAGGAGGAGGAGGACCAGAGGUGUGCUUUCUCAGUUGGACGAACCCAGAGCAUUCUGGGCAUAGAUAAAGUUUAUCCUGAACACAAGCCAAUAACAUUCGACACUGAAUUUGUCAACAUUGGCAAUGACUUUAACGUGAGUUCAGGUGUAUUCAUAUGCCGUGUACCCGGGGCCUACUACUUUUCAUUUAAUGCUGGUAAGCUGCCACACAAGACCCUUUCUGUGAAGCUGAUGAAGAAUCACUUGGAGGUCCAGGCUAUGAUAUAUGAUGACAGUGAUACUGAGAAGGCCUUGCAGAGUCAAAGCCUGAUGCUGCAACUGCAAAAGGGAGAUACAGUGUGGCUCUACAGUCACCAAAGGGAAGGGUUUGGUGCAUACAGUAAUCAUGCAAAGUACAUCACCUUUACUGGAUUUCUGGUGUACCCAGAAGUCCCCCGAAGCCACCUUCAGCAGCAAAAGCAGGCAAGAGGUGUUUAAGUAGAACCAAGGCACAGAUCUCUCUGUGUCUAUCUGUGAUCAGAGGUCAGACUGACAAUGGGUUUGUCUGCAUGUGGACUGCAUCCAAAUACAUUAUUUCACUCUGUCAGCUCUUGUGAACUCAUGCAGGGAAACUUAAAGUUGUAAUCUUUCAGUCCUUUUCUGUGACUCUGAAUGUUUGCAGUUUCUCCUGAUGUGUCAUUCUUGUGGAGAAUCUAUGUUCUAAGCACAAAAGCUUAAUUAAAAAUAUUACAAAAUAUGUAUUACAGAUAUCGUGAGCAAAAAGUUGUUACAUGUAGUGUCACUGAUCCCCAAAGAGAUCUAUGCACUGAAAAUGCCUUGUCUCAGUAUUGUCUGCUGAGCAAAAAUUUUUACAACUAGUGGCACUUCAUUCAGUGUUCAUAGCUGAUAGAAAAACAUGAAAACAAAUGACCAGUGUAGAGCCCUGGGGCUGUGUUCACAAAAAAGCUAACAACAGAAACUUACAACAGAUAUAAAACAGGUUCAAAGUAAAAAAAAAAAAAUU
This is a messenger RNA of Tachysurus fulvidraco (yellow catfish), 1814 nucleotides long. RefSeq names its product C1q and TNF related 4 (gene c1qtnf4). The coding region runs from base 137 to 1288 and encodes 383 amino acids. The record is from RefSeq and is a predicted model, not a curated record. Gene Ontology annotation, molecular function: protein binding. Lineage: Eukaryota; Metazoa; Chordata; Actinopteri; Siluriformes; Bagridae. The transcript is spliced from 2 exons.